AAGGGAACCGGAUGUUGAUCUCUGAGCAACAUGGCGCCGAUCGGUCGUAGAAUCCGCAGAGUGUCUUUGUUACGUUGAUAAAGUAUCAGUUAUCUCCAUCAGUCCUGAUCCACAAGAGUCUCUGGGCGUCUGGAUGAACCUCUGAUGGCUGCUCACCCCUCUCCUGGAUCUUUUUCUUCUAAAACAUCUCCGCGGUAGCAUGCUAAGCUAACUUCAAUAGCUGGAAACAGACCGAAGUUAGCAACACAGCGCUAGCCCGAGUUUAACUUACGGAGUUUAUCUGGAGGAAGCGUGUCUGUGAUUCAGUGAAGAUGUCUAAAGUCCAAAUGCUGAGAUGUUUAGUGAAGCAGCGACUCACUGCGGCUGUCGAGGAGAUAUUUGGGCUGUUUGAAAGAACGAUAGCAGAGUACGAGGAGGAAGCUUCUAGAUUAAAAGAGGACAACGAGCGACUAAAGAAACGUCCGGACAUAAAUCUCCAGCUUCGGUCUCAAGAAGCAGACAUCCAGCAGCUGUUGGUGGUCAAAGAAGAGCUUCCCUUUGAACAGCAGGAGUGGAGCUCCAGUCUGGACCAGAAGGACCCAGUACCCCCCCACAUCAAAGAGGAACAGGAGGGACUCUGGACCAAUCAGGAGGGAGAGCAGCUUCAAGGGCUGGACGAGGCCAAUAUAAAGUUCCCAUUUACUUCUUUCACUGUUAAGAGUGAAGAUGAUGAAGAGGAGGCUCAGUCGUCACAGCUUCAUCAGAGACAAACUGAACAGAUGGAAACCGCUGCUGAUGGAGAGGACUUCGAAGGGCCACAUUCAGCCAGAAACACAGAUCUUGAUAAACAUUUAAAACCAGAUUCUGUUGACAAGACCACAGACUCUUCUGAACCUGAGACUGAUCACAGUGAUGACUGGAAUGAGACCAGAGAACCUCCAUCAGGUUUAAACUCUUCACAAAGCGAGGAAGUCUUCGUUAGCGAUUUGACAGGUAGUACUGGUGAGAAACUAUUUAGAUGCCCUGAGUGUGGGAAAUUAUUUGGCUUCAGGGGAAAUCUGAAGAUACACAUGAGAAGUCAUACAGGUGAAAAACCUUUUAGCUGCUUAGUGUGUAAGAAAUCUUUUACACACAGUAGAAGUGUACAGAAACACAUGAGGAUACACACAGGAGAGAGACCUUUCAGCUGCAUGGUGUGUGCGAAAGGUUUCAUCGAAAGUGGAGACCUGAAGAGGCACAUGAGAAUUCAUACAGGUGAAAAACCGUUCAGCUGCUCAGUCUGUCAAAAAUGUUUUACACAGAAUGGAAGUUUACAGAAACACAUGACGACUCACACGGGAGAGAAACCUUUCAGCUGCGUAGUGUGUGGUAAAGAUUUCACUGAAAGUGGACAUCUGAAGAGACACAUGAUAACUCACGGAGGAGAAAAACCAUACAGCUGCUCCAUUUGUAAUAAAUCUUUUACACACAGUAGAAGUGUACAGAAACACAUGAGAAUCCACACAGGGGAAAAGCCUUUCUGCUGCUCCGUGUGUGGUAAAGGUUUCAUUGAAAGUGGAGACCUGAAGAGGCACAUGAGAAUUCAUACAGGCGAAAAACCGUUCAGCUGCUCAGUCUGUAACAACGCGUUUGCACAGAAAGGAUGUUUACAGGCUCACAUGAGAAUCCACACGGGAGAGAAACCUUUCAAAUGUUCCGUCUGCCAUAAAAGAUUUGUUCGAAAGUCCAGUCUGAAGGCACACAUGAUAACUCACAUGAGCGAGAACUCCCUUUAGUUCUGUUGGCGAUGGAGGUUUUUCCCGAGAGGUCAACGUGACACGCCAAACAGGAGAAACAAUGUUGGGAAAUAGCUAGAAGGUUGUCCUCAGAAUGUGUAGACAAAGGUGCUGGACUCACAUAAAAGGUGCAGAAGAUCCUAUAUUUAUUAUAAUAUAGCAAAAGGCCGCUGGUCUCUGCAAGUGAAACUGGAAACUUUCUUUAAGCACAAUGCAGUACAACACAAAGCUUUAGGGCUGUCAAAAUUUAUCAAAAAUGACGUUCGAAUAUUCGCUUUAAAAAAAAACAUGCAUCCAAAUAUAUUCGAAUAUCUGGUUGCGCAUUAGGCACGUCAAUAAUACAGGGCUCUCAACUUUUCAAGAAACCUUGGAGUGGUAUUUUGUUGGGGGUUGAUGCUACAGCUGACUUGGGGGCGCGGGCGAUACGGUCGACGGGGGGGGACCAAUGCGGCUCGGUCUGAUUUAUUUUGUGGCGAAAUUGGAUGUGUGGCGGGAGUGCGUGACUAGAAAUGAGUCAUUUAUUUAAGUUUAAACGUAUUUAACAACAUAUUACCACAAAAAUAAGUAAAUUAACUAAUGGCCAAGAUCUUGCUCGCUCACACACACACGCACUCUCUCUCUCCCGCACCGUCGCGCUCUCUGUGUAUAGUGGUUUAAAUGACAAUAAACAAAUGCGGAGUGCUCAUCGAGAGUUUUGUGCAAGCAUUUCUUUAAGGUCAUGAUUCUUGUCCCAAAUAUGGCAGGCUUCAUUCAGUGAAGGUAUCACAAUCCACUGUUCGAAGACUCAGAGAGCAGAAAUAUAGAGGCCACACCACAAGAUGCAAAACACUCGUCAGCAGUAAGAAUCAAAAGGCCAGAUUGGAAUUUGCAAAGAAGUACAGAGAUGAGCCGCAAAAGUUCUGGAACACAACCUUAUGGACUGAUGAGACCAAGAUUAAUCUCUACCAAAGUGAUGGAAAGGCCGAAGUGUGGAGAAAGAAAGGAACUGCUUAUGAUCCGAGGCAUACAAGCUCAUCUGUGAAGCAUGGUGGAGGUAACGUCAUGGCUUGGGCGUGCAUGGCUGCGUCUGGAACAGGCUCAUUGAUAUUUAUUCAUGAUGUAACUGAUGAUGGUAGCAGCAGAAUGAAUUCAGAAGUGUACAGAAACAUUUGGUCUGCCAAUUUACGGAGAAAUGCAUUGAAACUAAUUGGGAGGGAGUUUAUCAUGCAGCAGAACAAUGACCCAAAGCACACUGCCAAAAAAAAAAAAGGACUUCAUCAGGGGGAAAAAGUAGAAGGUUUUAGACUGGCUAAGUCAAUCACCUGACCUUAACCCAAUAGUGCAUGCAUUUCACCUCCUUAAAAGGAGACUGAAGGAAGAAACACCCCGAAACAAACAAGAACUAAAAGACGCUGCGGUAAAAGCCUGGAAUAGCAUCACAAAUGAAGAAUGCAACAGUUUGGUGAUGUUGAUGGGUCGCAGGCUUGGGGCAGUUAUUGCAAGCAAGGGUUAUGCCACCAAAUAUUAAAUGUUAUGUACUUUAAGAUUAUUUGUUCCAAUACUUUUGCUCACUUGAAAAAUGGGUGGGUUCGAACAAAGGGUGGUAUGUCGUGAGUUGUUUAACAGCUAGAUGUGAAUACCAGGAAAUAAAAGCUGAAAUUCUGAA
Messenger RNA from Gasterosteus aculeatus aculeatus (three-spined stickleback), 3399 nucleotides. RefSeq lists its product as uncharacterized. Gene Ontology annotation, biological process: regulation of transcription by RNA polymerase II. The record is from RefSeq and is a predicted model, not a curated record. NCBI's taxonomy places the organism in Eukaryota, Metazoa, Chordata, Actinopteri, Perciformes, Gasterosteidae. Gene Ontology annotation, cellular component: nucleus. Gene Ontology annotation, molecular function: DNA-binding transcription factor activity, RNA polymerase II-specific.